AUGGAGGCGAAGUUAACGCGUACGUGGUCUUCACACUUGGUGGCACAACCAAAAAGAGUGGAAGAGUGGGAAAAUGAGUUUCUCAUUGCUCAGGUGUACGAUCGUAGCCAAAAUGGUCAGGAUAACCUUAUUGGGUCUGCUGUUAUUCCUUUAACUCUAUACGCCGGAAACAGAAAUUGCGAGACUUGCAGCUAUCCGCUAGUGCUGCCGGACGAAGUGGGAGGGUUAUUACCUAAAAGUGAUAUGUUUGUACGAAUUAGUCUCUUGGAUGCAGAUGGUAGUCCAGUGGAAGAAUUUUAUUGGUGA
Plasmopara halstedii is the source of this 306-nucleotide messenger RNA. Its product is annotated as C2 domain. The record is from RefSeq and is a predicted model, not a curated record. Bases 1 to 306 code for a protein of 101 amino acids. The transcript is spliced from 2 exons. NCBI's taxonomy places the organism in Eukaryota, Oomycota, Peronosporomycetes, Peronosporales, Peronosporaceae.